AUGGAGCUAUUUGACAAAGAAAGGGUGAUGGUGGAUCUGAAGGUCGCUUCUGGAAGGCCACACAGACGAGUGGUGCAACACCAAAUGGUGUGCAGUGUGCAGCCAUGUGAAGCUCCGAAAGCCACGUCGACGGGUGAUCAGCACGAGAGGCUCUCCUGGGAUGCUCCAGUGGGUUGGGCGCCCCAUCACCGUUUCGAGUCAACGUACGCUAUGAAGGAGGACACUCCACCGUUGACUUCGGAUUUACCGCGUGGAAUACGCCAUGAGGGGCUAGCUUGCGUGGUGGCCGGACGCCUCGGCCUCGCCUGUGCAAAAGCUCCCCACAAGUCGACGCCAUGGACCAAAGCGCAGCACCGACGGGCUGGUUUUAGCGUUCCCAGAGAGAUCCUUCCCGCGAGUUCCCAAAUAACACUUUCCCACGUUCGGACGGCAACAAGCGGGCCGGAUCUUGACAUGUGGAUAGCAAAUGAGAGCAGCAGCAUGCUCUGUGUUAUCGGCCAGGAUGUCUCAAUCACCCGUGCAGUUCUCAGGCGAGGAAUGGGCUCUUCUCGGGCAGGCAGAGCCUCAUGCCUAAAGCACUCGGGCGGUCAAGCGCAAUUGGCAAAGGCAGCAUGGCUGGCGUAA
Messenger RNA from Didymella exigua CBS 183.55, 624 nucleotides. RefSeq lists its product as uncharacterized. Lineage: Eukaryota; Fungi; Ascomycota; Dothideomycetes; Pleosporales; Didymellaceae. The transcript has 2 exons. The record is from RefSeq and is a predicted model, not a curated record. Bases 1 to 624 code for a protein of 207 amino acids.